AUGUUAUCAGCUGUUUUCAGGAAUAGGGGCCUAAAAAUAGCUGAGGAUAAAGAUCUCCACGAUCUUAUAAGGUCUUUCGAGACUUCUAAAUCUAGAACUCCUCGUACUCCUAGCUGGAAUCUUGAUGUGGUCCUGAAAUUCCUGACAUCGGACAAGUUUGAACCUCCUCACCUUGCCUCUUUUAGAGAUUUAACUAGAAAGUGUAUUUCCCUGUUGUCCCUUGCUACUGCUAAGAGAACGAGCGAACUCUACGCUCUAGAUUCACGUGUUGGAUUUGAAGGAGAUUCAGCUAUCUGUUCUUUCCAGACAUUGUUUCUAGCUAAGAAUGAGAACCCUUCAAAGCCCUGGCCCAGGAGCUUUGAAGUGAAAGGACUUUCUAACCUGGUAGGAGAGGAUAUAGAAAAAUCUCUUUGCCCAGUCAGGGCGCUUAAGUUUUAUCUUAAGAAGAAGAAGCAGCUUGAAGGUUGUCAACAAAGUCUCUGGUGUGCGUCCAGAAAGCUGUCAGGUCUUAGUAAAGUUAGAGCUGCAAAUAUAAUUGAAUACCGUAAAACAAAAGGGCCGUUUAUUAAUCGAGAACAGCUGAAGUCUGUCAAAGGUAUUGGUCCCCGAACAUUCGAACAGUGUGCUGGUUUUAUAAGAAUAUUACCCGAGACAUUAGAAAUGGAAGUUAACAGAACACCACAGAAUAGAAAAAGAGCAGAAAAGGAAUCUCCCAACCCCCUAGAUCGGACAAUGAUUCAUCCAGAGUCUUACGAAGUUGCUAUAAAGUUUAUUAACGUAGUUGGGUUACGACCUCAAGAUAUAGGCUCAGAAGGUUUUAUAUGCUCAAUACGGCAGUUUAUGCAAGCCCACGGUCUUGAAGCAUUAGCUGAACAGUGUGGAACAACCUUCGCUACUAUGCAGCUUAUAGUAGAGGGUCUGGCACAACCUUUAGACUACGAUAUUCGAGCCCAAUUUAAUAAACCUUUGUUCUGUAAAGGAAUCACUUCCAUUGAUGAUGUCACUCUGGGAACAAAACUCACAGGUACUGUAAGAAAUGUGACUCAUUUUGGAGCUUUCGUAGAUUGUGGUCUAGGAAAUGAUGGAUUAGUACACAUUUCUAAGAUGGGUCAUACAAGGUUAGAACUCGGAAAUGUUGUGGAAGUUUCGGUGAUAGCUGUUGAAAAAGAACGAAAUCGAAUAAGCCUCAUGUUGGAAAGGAUACUUAACUGAGCCUUGUUCUAUCUGUCCAUGGGUAUGGAUCAGGUGUUCUAUGAUAGUGUAUAUAUUUGGAGACCAUCUAGUAUGCCUUUAUACAGUAGUACUGUAAUAUUUCCAAAAUGUAAUAAAAGUAAACUAUUUAAAUACUAUAUCUCUAAAUGCUAAGUUUACAAAACACGCAUUUUAUUUUUAAUAAAAUAAUCAAAUAUGUAUGUUUUUCAAGUUCAAAGUUUUUAUAGGUAUUAUUGUGCCAUGCACCCAAUUCAGACAGUGCUGAAUCCAUGUAGCUUUCAUUUGAUUAUACUCAGGUUACUAGUAACUGUUGGGUAAAUCCUAGAUGUAUUUCACUAAGUUUUGUUGUGAUAGACCAUAUGCAGUGAUGGUUGAAUUGGUAGGUGAAGAGAUGUACAGUAAUUUCAUCUUUUGUAUGAGACUGUUGGAGAAUGUUUUCUGAAAUUUAUAAUACAUAGUAACUCAGAAUAUAUUUUUUUUCAGUG
Molecule: messenger RNA, 1697 nt
Organism: Macrobrachium nipponense
Lineage: Eukaryota; Metazoa; Arthropoda; Malacostraca; Decapoda; Palaemonidae
Product: S1 RNA-binding domain-containing protein 1-like
Exons: 5
Coding region: 1-1212 (403 amino acids)
Biological process (GO): translation
Molecular function (GO): structural constituent of ribosome; mRNA binding
Source: RefSeq, a predicted model, not a curated record